Talaromyces atroroseus is the source of this 2703-nucleotide messenger RNA. RefSeq lists its product as hypothetical. The transcript is spliced from 5 exons. The record is from RefSeq and is a predicted model, not a curated record. Gene Ontology annotation, molecular function: 5'-3' DNA exonuclease activity; damaged DNA binding; RNA binding. Lineage: Eukaryota; Fungi; Ascomycota; Eurotiomycetes; Eurotiales; Trichocomaceae. Gene Ontology annotation, biological process: double-strand break repair via nonhomologous end joining; interstrand cross-link repair; protection from non-homologous end joining at telomere. Bases 1 to 2703 code for a protein of 900 amino acids.
AUGUUGUUUUUCAGCUUCUUCAAAACACUCACCAACCACGUCGUCACCGUCGAACUGAAAAACGACAUCCGCAUCCGCGGCACAUUGAAGUCGGUCGACCAAUACCUCAACAUCAAGCUAGAUGAUGUCGAUGUGCUCGACCUGGAUAAAUAUCCGCAUUUGUCGUCGGUGAAGAACAUGUUUAUUCGUGGGAGCGUGGUCCGAUACGUUGUUUUGCCGCAGGCUGAGGUUGAUCGGGGACUGUUGGAGGAUGCGACGCGGCGAGACACCUUUGAGGAUGAUGGUGGUGGUAUUUUAGUUCCCAUGACGGCAAUUUCAAUGGACAUGAUGACGACCACACCGGCUGCAAAGCGGACUCCGCUACGUCCAGCGAGAGGAGGUUCGUCUGCGGUCAAGAAAAACACCAGCAUUCUGAAUUUCUUCAAGAAGACGGAUCCUCCCAAUUCGAAACAGCCUCGAUUGACCGAAUUCGGAGUCACCGUUUCACGAUCUGCGAACAACAAUAAUAAUAAUGGGAAAGAGAAUGACGCUCUACCAAAGGAGGAGUCUGGGUUAUUUGUUGAGGAUACGAAGCGCUCGUGGAAGAAUCUGGUAGAUAUUAAAGAUGAGGGACGAACGACGACAUCCAAGAAGUUGAAUCCGAUAGGCAAUGCGGGUCCUGCCGAGAAGUCAUAUAACUCCAAGGAGCCCGAGUCCGAACGGUUCAACGAAAACGCGGGGUCAAUAAAAAAGCGGAAAGUUGAUUCCCUAAUUGUCAAUAGGAAAGAAAAAGAACACAGGGGCCCCUUCAUCGAUGAAUCUGAUAGCGAGGAAGACGACGACGAUAUCAUAUCGUAUACAGAUGUCAACAACACGAAUAAUACCCAGCCACGGCCUGAACAAAAUGUCGAUCAAACCUUAGCCUUCGAACCCCCACCACUGGUAAGAGCAGCCACUAGCAACUAUGAAUCGAGUGCGGUGGCCGAUGACUUUGAUGAUAUAGAAGACGAAUUAGAAGGAGAAGACUUCAUGGAACAGCCAUGGAUGGAAGAGGAAGCAAGUGCAUUGGGAAUGUUGGAUGGUAGCGUGGUAGACGACAGGCCAUCGUGUCCAAUAUGUCAGGCUAGUUUGGAGGGACAGUCAGAUUCUGAAGCAUCAUUACACGUAAAUGCAUGUUUGGAUGGAAACCCGCAACCUCUUCCAGAAAAACGCAAACCUUCAGCUCCUCGUUUGACACGGCAAGAAAAAGCAGCAAUAGCUAGACCUGCGCAACGAAAUCCAUUUACGACGGGGUCCACCGGUACGACUUCUGCGUUUGCAAAGCUCAUGGCUGGGAAUGCCGAGGAUUCGGCGUGGGCUGCAGCUGCAGCUAACGAAGUAGCCUCGCGAGGCAAACAAGCUUAUGAACGAACAUGUCCCUUUUAUAAGAUUUUGCCGGGGCUUUUCAUUACAGUGGAUGCGUUUCGCUAUGGCUCUGUUGAAGGGUGCGAGGCAUAUUUCUUAAGUCAUUUUCAUAGCGAUCACUAUGGCGGUCUUACUGGCUCGUGGAGUCAUGGUCCCAUAUACUGUAGCAAGGUCACGGGAAACCUUGUACGGCAGCAGCUUAAAGUCGACCCGAAAUACGUUGUUGAUCUCGAUUUUGAGAAGAAGACCGAGGUUCCAAAUACGAAAGGGGUUUACGUUACAAUGAUCCCUGCAAAUCAUUGCCCAGGAAGUUCUCUUUUCUUGUUUGAGAAAAUCAUGGACAACGGCCGUGUCCAUCGUGUGCUCCAUUGCGGCGACUUUCGCGCUUGCCCAGCCCAUGUUCAACAUCCCUUAUUGAGGCCACAAGUCGUGGACACGGCCUCGGGCCAGUCGCGACAGCAGCGCAUCGACGUUUGCUAUCUAGAUACCACCUAUCUCAAUCCGAAAUAUAGUUUCCCGAACCAGGAGGAAGUCAUCAAGGCGUGUGCAGAUAUUUGUGUUCGAUUAAGCGACCAGCAUGGUGACAGCAGAGAGGUCCUCGAGCUCCACAAAAGGGAAAAGGGAGCGAAUGCAAUGAGCAAGUUUUUUUCUACUAAGGAACGUGAUGGGAGAGAAAAGGAGGAUUCAACAUCAUCGUCACGCGGACGCCUUUUGGUGGUGAUUGGAACGUAUAGCAUUGGCAAAGAGCGCAUAUGUUUGGGGAUCGCUCGAGCCUUGAAAUGCAAGAUAUAUGCGCCGCCGCAAAAACAGCGUGUCUGCGCCUGUCUUGAGGACCCCGAACUCACGUCUCUUCUCACGGACAACCCCCUGGAAGCGCAGAUUCACAUGCAGAUCCUCUUCGAGAUCCGCGCGGAGACCCUUUCUGACUAUCUACAAUCGUUCAAGGGCCAUUUCUCUCGCGUCGUUGGCUUCCGCCCCACGGGCUGGUCAUACCGACCACCUGGUGGGCGUCUUCUUGACAACCCCCCCGUCGCCAAUGUGCUUCAUUCCGGCAACUGGAAGACUUCCUACAGUGUAACGGAUCUCGUGCCCCAGCGAGGCAGCACCAAGGAAGCGUCGUGUUUUGGGGUGCCGUACAGCGAGCAUAGCUCUUUCCGAGAAUUGACUAUGUUUUGCUGCGCGUUACGUAUUGGGCGAAUCAUUCCCACGGUGAAUGUGGGCAAUGCCAAGUCCCGCGAGAAGAUGAAGGCGUGGAUUGAACGGUGGGAGGCUGAGAAGAGGAAAUCAGGGCUGUUUCGCGUUGAGGGCGAUGUGUGGUAG